AGGCGGUCUAGUUUUGUUUUUAAAGUCUAUAAAACACCCUUAGAGUAAUCAGAAAUGGACAAAGACAGCGAUUUGAAGCAGCAUAAGUUACAAAAUGGUGCCAACACCUUCAAUAUUGCUUCUGAAACUAAAGACAAUAAAUCUGAAAAAGCCACCAUGCUUCAAAAAGAUGUUGGUCUCCUGAGUGGAAUCAGUCUGAUUGUAGGGACUAUGAUUGGUUCAGGCAUCUUCAUCUCUCCUAAAUCGGUUCUGCUCUACACAGGAGCAGUGGGACCCUGUCUCCUGGUCUGGACUGCCUGUGGAGUUCUGUCCACUCUUGGUGCAUUGUGUUACGCUGAACUCGGUACCAUGAUCACCAAAUCUGGGGCAGAGUAUGCUUAUCUCUUGGAGAGUUUUGGUUCUAUUGUGGCAUAUCUGUACUCCUGGACCACCAUUGUGGUUCUUAAGCCUUCCUCCUUUGCAAUCAUUUCUCUGAGUUUUGCCGAAUAUGCUGCCACUCCUUUCUACCCUGGGUGCAGUCCUCCAGCACUGGUCAUUAAAUGUCUUGCCUCAGCUGCAACGUUUAUUAUUGUCAUAGUCAACUGUCUGAGUGUGAAAUUGGCAAGUUAUGUACAAAAUGUCUUCACUGCGGCCAAACUUCUGAUCAUUAUUGUUAUUUCUGUGGCCGGCAUGGUUUUGCUGGCUCAAGGAAAUACAGAAAAUUUUUCCAAUUCGUUUCAAACCGCAUCAGUAUCUUUUGGUUCUAUUGGUCUUGCAUUUUACAACGGACUCUGGGCAUAUGAUGGAUGGAACCAGCUGAAUUUCAUUACAGAGGAGUUAAAAAACCCUUAUAGGAAUCUUCCUUUGGCUAUUAUAAUUGGUAUCCCUUUAGUGACAGUUUGUUAUGUGUUGGUCAAUGUGGCUUACUUCACUGUCAUGACACCAAGUGAGCUGUUGCUGUCUCCAGCUGUUGCUGUGACUUUUGGUGACAGAGUUCUUUACCCUAUGUCAUGGAUCGUCCCACUUUUUGUUGUCUUUUCCACAUUUGGUUCGGCCAAUGGUAGCUGCUUCACAGCUGGCAGACUGGCAUAUGUAAGUGGUAGAGAGGGCCACAUGGUUAAAAUCUUAUCUUACGUCAGCCUCAGACGCUUCACACCAGCACCUGCUCUGAUUUUUAAUGGCUUUUUGUCCUUACUUUACAUCCUGCCAGCAGACAUUAACACCCUCAUUAACUACUUCAGCUUUGCUCAGUGGUUCUUCUAUGGUCUGACAGCAUUUGCUCUCAUUGUGAUGCGUUUCACAAGAAAGGAACUUCACCGGCCAGUCAAGGUGCCGAUUGUUUUGGCAGUUCUGAUGACCCUGGUGUCUUUCUACCUGGUGCUGGCUCCCAUCAUUGAUAAACCAGAAAUAGAGUACCUCUAUUGCACUGUUUUUAUUUUUAGUGGACUCAUCCUCUAUUAUGUUUUUGUUUACAAAAGGGUCAAGUGGGCACAUAAAAUGAUGAGACCCAUCACCAUGCAUCUACAGCUGCUCUUGGAGGUAGUCCCACCUGAAAAAAUUGAAUGAACUUUUUCAAAAAGAGU
Molecule: messenger RNA, 1562 nt
Organism: Boleophthalmus pectinirostris (great blue-spotted mudskipper)
Lineage: Eukaryota; Metazoa; Chordata; Actinopteri; Gobiiformes; Gobiidae
Gene: slc7a9
Product: solute carrier family 7 member 9
Exons: 13
Coding region: 55-1545 (496 amino acids)
Biological process (GO): amino acid transmembrane transport
Cellular component (GO): membrane
Molecular function (GO): L-amino acid transmembrane transporter activity
Source: RefSeq, a predicted model, not a curated record